Molecule: messenger RNA, 806 nt
Organism: Brassicogethes aeneus
Lineage: Eukaryota; Metazoa; Arthropoda; Insecta; Coleoptera; Nitidulidae
Source: the annotation of a GenBank genome assembly
GGUGUUUUUAUUGAUUAUUUCGACAAAAUUCCUUUAAAAAUGAGUGUGGUUCGUGAGAAAAACAUUUCAAAACAUUUAACGCAGCUGGAAAAAACGAACGUCAUAACUCCGGACGAUGUAUUACGUUUAAACAAAAUAUCGGAAAAUUAUUUGUGUACCCCAGACGCAAACAUUUACGAAAUUGAUUUUACGAGGUUCAAAAUUCGAGAUUUGGAGUCCGGGGCGAUUUUGUUCGAAAUAUCAAAGCCCGUAACGGAAAAUUUAGAAAACGUUUCCGAGGAAAAUAUCGAAAAUAAUGAACCAAUUGACCCUAAUUCCGGACGAUUUGUUAGAUAUCAAUUUACCCCACAAUUUUUAAAAUUAAAGACAGUAGGAGCAACGGUGGAAUUUACAGUUGGAAGCCGACCAGUGAACAGAUUUAGGAUGAUAGAAAGGCAUUUUUUCCGCGACAAACUGUUAAAAACCUUUGAUUUUGAAUUUGGAUUUUGCAUUCCCUAUUCAAGAAACACCUGUGAACAUAUUUACGAGUUCCCGACUCUUUCAGAAGACAUUGUUGCCGAAAUGAUUACUAACCCUUUUGAGACGAGAUCGGACAGUUUUUAUUUCGUUGACGAUUGUCUAAUAAUGCAUAACAAAGCUGAUUAUGCUUACAAUGGCGGCGUGCAAACCUAACUAGGGUUUAAAAAAAACAAUAAUUUACUAAAAACGGACAAAACAUUACUAAAUACUGGGUUUAUUAUAAGAUUUAGAGGUUAAGUCACCGUUUUUACACUAUAUAUAUAAAUAUUUUUUGUGAUUUUUUUGCA